CCAACAAUCUGAGUCUCAGGCCUCAACUGUCCAUUUCUCUCUGCGGUUUCUCAUUCCUCUCUCUGUAAAGGACGUUAUCGAAGGGUUUUCGUCUUUUCGGGACUGGUUUGCAUUGCGAGCGACGGGCUCUGCUCGAGAUCCAGGUUUAUAAUGGGAUUUCUACCAGCGCAUUCAUAGGGUUUUUGCCUCUUUUGUGUUUCCUUCUUGAAUUUUGGCGUAAUUUCGUUUACUCCUGCUCGAUCUAGGGUUUCGUUCCGAGGGGUUUAUCUUGUUCUUGGAUUAGAUUCUGCCUUUGCUAUAUUUCGAUUUUUCUCCUCGCUCUUGUAUCUGUUUCUUGUUGGCUCUCCCAAAGGCGGAACUAUUUCUUUUGAUGAGUGAGGUUGAUGUCUGCGUCGCAAGAGGAGGGAUGGGAUGAGGAAGCAUUGUUGUUUUUAGGAAAUAUAUGGUUAUAUGGUCGAAGCUCUUGAGUUUGCGAGGAUUUCAAUUGCUUGGACUGGGCCAGUGAUUGUUUUUGAGGGUUGGGUUGUUUAGUAAUUGUAUAUUGUUUUAAGUGACUUCGGGGAACUUAUCUGAACCUGUUCUCUAUCAAUCAGUUGAUGUUAGAAUUCAUCCAGGGAGGAAAUAGUGAAUUUGUUCCAUGAGCUUGAGAUUCCCACAAAUGGAAACCCUUGCAUACACUGGACGACGACAGAAGGACUCCGUUGGCCGGAUAAAGUAUUAAUCUUUUUAGAUUAUUUGUCAAUAUAAAAAGGCCAAACUUAAAAUUAAUUCAUUGGUUUCUAAAAAUUAAUAACUGGGACAUAUUUCUUCAAACCGGGACCUUUAUAUUGGCUGAGGCUUUUAUUUUGAAAAUCUGGAUUCCAAGAUUACAGUUUGGGGACAAAAUUUAUGGUUGCAGUUGAUAUGUGCAGUUGCUGGGAAUUAAUCCUAUGGCUCCGACUGUUCCUAUAGAGUUUGCUGGACAGAAGGAAUCUCGUAAGUAUUCAUUCUCACAGGCAAUGGGGAAAUCGAGGAAAUAUUCCAAAGGGCUUUCUUUUGGUUUUGUUCCAGAUUACCGACAUGCUGUGGAAACUGUUGGCGAAUCAGAAGGGUUUGGGAGCUCUGGACGAAUGGAUACUGGAAUCUCUACUCUUGAUGAUUCACGGGCCAUUAAGAGGAAACGUGUUAGUAUGAAUGCAGAGGGUCACGAUUGUUUUGGUGCUCCGCUUCAAGUUUUUUCUCUAUCAACAUUGUCUCGAUCUGAAAGGAAGGAUUUAGAGAUAAGGUUAAAGUUAGAACUUGAGCAGGUUCGGGUGCUGCAAAAGAAAGCUUCUAAUGUUAGUUCAAUUUUUGCCGUCUCAUCAUCUUGUAAUAAUCAGAGCUCCAGUGAUCAGCACAGGGUAGCUCCCCCAGAGACUUUUAAUAGGUCAUCCGAGACAGUUCCUCCUGCUAAAAAGCUACUGCCCUCUGGGCGCAAUGGCCCUUCUGCUAAAAGGAGCUCAUCUGGGCGUUUUGAGUCGAUUAAACCAGUUGUUGUGUCUGCUUCCUCGACAGCGACAUUGAAACAAUGUGAACAGCUGCUGCAACGUUUGAUGUCGCAUCAAUUUGGUUGGGUUUUUAACACCCCAGUGGAUGUGGUUAAAUUGAAUAUUCCAGAUUACUUUAAUGUUAUAAAGCAUCCAAUGGACUUGGGCACUGUGAAGUCGAAGAUUGCUGCAGGAGAAUACACACAUCCUGUGGAUUUUGCUGCCGAUGUUCGGCUUACUUUCUCAAAUGCAAUGACUUACAACCCUCCCGGGAAUGAUGUCCAUACCAUGGCUAAGACACUAAGUAAAUAUUUUGAAGUUAGAUGGAGAACUAUAGAGAAGAAGCUCCCUGUAACAACUGAAGAACAACGUCAAGUACCUUCAGCCUCAAUUGUUCAUAAGGAAGCUGAAAGUACUCUGCCCGUGCCACCUUCAAAAAAGACAAAAAUACCUACAAAUGAACCUGAUGUUCAACUAAACACUGUGGUAAAAAUCAUGACUGACCAGCAGAAGCAUAAACUAAGUGUAGAGUUGGAGGCUUUGCUAGGAGAGUUGCCUGAAAGCAUCAUUGAUUUCCUAAAGGAGCACAGUUCUAAUUCUCAAGCUGGCGAGGAUGAGAUUGAAAUUGACAUCGAUGCUCUUAGUGAUGAUACCUUGUUUGAAUUGAGGAAGCUACUGGACGAUUAUAUGAUGGAAAAGCAGGAGCGCACAAAGGUUGAACCAUGUGUAGUGGAGCUUCGUAACGAAUCUGGCUUUAGCAAUUCAUCGGUGCCACCUUGUAAAGGAGACGAUCCUAUUGACGAGGAUGUUGACAUUGUUGGUGGAAAUGACCCCCCUGUUUCAAGCUAUCCUCCAAUAGAGAUAGAGAAAGAUGCCGUCCGUAGAGAUAGUAAAUGCAGUAAUUCCAGUAGCUCGAGUAGUGAAUCAGGUUCAUCAUCUAGUGAUUCUGGCUCAGAAAGUUUAUCGGGAAGUGAAUCUAAUGCUGCUAAAGCUUUAGAUAGUAAUGUGGCUCCAAAGGAAAUUUUGUGUUCUGAAACAAAUGUGGAUCAGAAGCAAUGUGAACUUGGAGAUAUAGAAAUUAGAAAUUAUGAAGAGAGUGGGACUGGUCUAGUUGAGCAAACCACCCAGGCUAAUACAAACACGAUUGAGAUGGAUAGCUACCAAGAGGAGGGGGAGAGUGCUCCAUCUAAGAGGCAAGUCUCCCCCGACAGGCUUUACCGUGCAGCUUUAUUAAGGAAUCGUUUUGCUGACACAAUACUGAAAGCUCGAGAAAAGGCUCUUGAAAAGGGUGAGAAGAGGGAUCCUGAAAAAGUGCGAAUGGAGAGGGAAGAACUUGAGAGACAACAAAGAGAAGAGAAAGCCCGGUUGCAAGCAGAGGCAAAAGCUGCAGAGGAUGCUCGCAGGAAGGCGGAAGCUGAAGCUGCGGCUGAAGCUAAGAAGAAAAGGGAGUUGGAUAGGGAAGCUGCACGUCAGGCUCUACUCAAGAUGGAGAAGACUGUUGAUAUUAACGAGAACAGUCAAUUCAUGGAGGAUCUAGAAAUGCUUAGGGCUUCCAACGACGAGCACCUACCGAACUUCACAGAGGAGUCCAGCCCAGAACAUUCUCAGAAUGGAUUUGGCAGUUUCAAGCUUCAAGGUAGUAACCCCUUGGAACAACUUGGCUUGUACAUGAAGGUGGAUGAGGAAGAUGAGGAGGAUGAAAGGGAACCACCCCCCCAAAGUGUUAAUAAGCCAGCAAAUGAUGUUGAAGAAGGAGAAAUUGAUUAGAAGUGAAGUUUUGUUCUUCAUUCUCUUUAUAUAGAAUGUCUGGACAUGAUGAUAGAUGGAUAUGUCCAGACGGUCACUGGUAGCCUUGUGAGUGAUAUCUUAAAAGAUCAUAGAAAUGCCCUCUGUGCUCCAUGAUUUUUCCUUGGCUUCAAAACGUUCAAAUCGAAGCAGGUUUGUUUGGAAAAUGAAGAGCGCAGCUGAAGUUGGCGUUGGGAUUAUUGGUUGGAUGUGUUUGGUAUUGCUGAAUUGAUUUCAUUUUUUGGGUUAGGACGAGAGUUGGAAGCGAUGCAUUACCAAUGUAUGAACAAUAGGGGGAUCUUAAUGAAAAGAACAAAAAAAAGGAACUGUGGCUAGAAUAUUCAGUUUUGUCUGUAUAAAAAAACCAUUUAUGUAA
Cucurbita pepo subsp. pepo (vegetable marrow) is the source of this 3666-nucleotide messenger RNA. RefSeq names its product transcription factor GTE10. The record is from RefSeq and is a predicted model, not a curated record. Gene Ontology annotation, molecular function: protein binding. NCBI's taxonomy places the organism in Eukaryota, Viridiplantae, Streptophyta, Magnoliopsida, Cucurbitales, Cucurbitaceae.